Molecule: messenger RNA, 1587 nt
Organism: Symbiodinium natans
Lineage: Eukaryota; Dinophyceae; Suessiales; Symbiodiniaceae
Source: the annotation of a GenBank genome assembly
AUGUGCAAAAUUGGCCAGCACGGCACCAUGGAAAACCUCCGACGGUCGCAUAAGGUUGCGGUCAGCGGCGAUGCCCAUCAAGCCAAAGUUGCGCAGGACCUAUUUCGCCAGGAAGUGCGGUACGAACGAUCGCUGCAAAUACGUGAAGACAUUCGUGACGUCAACAAAUGCAUGAUGGAGAGCGUCCAAACCCAUGUCCUCAUGGGCAGCAUCAUUCUUGCCGUGUGCUUCAGCAUGUCGAUCGAAGGGUACCCGGGUGUUCGCACGGAGCGCUUGCUGGACCUGCUUUGGCUGCUUUUCACAUCUUGGGCCUCAACGUUCACUUUUGUGGCUUUGUGGCUGGCCCUACGCUUUCAGAUGAAGAUUUCAGGAAGUGCACGCGAACGCUUGCUGCGGCGCCAUCGAUUCAUGGUUCCUGACGAUCUUGUUGUUGGCAAGAUGGGUGGGGAAAACUUGGUCAACCAGAUGGCAAACUUCCACAGUUGGGUGCUUGAAACCAUGGAUGACAUGGUGUCAGCCCAGACAGACGAGGAGACGCUGCGCGAGAAGUGCCAGCCCAUCUUCUUGAAGCAAGCUGCUCGCCCACUCCGCGUCCCCGUGGAAAGCUUGGAUGUGAAGGAUGUUGACGCUGAGCCAUUGCGGAAAGGUUUUCAUGCUUGGCACCACGAAAACGGCAAGGGCUAUUCGCAGAACAAAACACUGGAAGUGCCAUACUUCCUGGUUGGAGAAACAUGUGUGCGCAUGCCGUGGCUGAUGCUUGCAAACGGGCCAUCGCUCAAGAUCAGAGUGUAUGGCGACGCGACUCUGUAUGUGUCUGCGCAAGUAGUCCCAGGCGAUGCGCCCCUGCCGCAGCCGUCGGAGAGGAAGUCGAAGGGGUCCUACACUUCGGGAGGAUCAUCGCCCCACAGCCCUGUAAGUGCAGCUGGGGUGCGGAAGGCCUUGCGCCUGGAAAGCACCGUGCCGGCGUGGCCCGCGGACGAGCUCCCGCUGGUUCGCACCGGCUUCAAUGAGAAGUGGCGAGGUGAAAGCGGCUAUGGCGAAUUUCGGCGAGUUGAAGGGUUUUCCAUCUUCGUAGACACACAGAAUGCCAUGGAACUCCCUCUCUACAAGAUUGUGCUGGCCAGUCCAAGCGAGUUUGAUGAGGAGUACAUCGAUGUCGUCAUCCAGUGGAACUUCAAGACAGCAUGCGAGGCGCUAACUGUAGUGCUGCGUCGUGGUCACGUGCAUUGCAAAGAGGAGGACUUUCCGCUCUUCGAGUUUAAUACGGAAGUGAAGAAGAUGCUGCCUUUGAGACGCUAUGCAGGAAACUUCCUAGCUGAAGGCACCAUUUGCCUUCUAGUCGCGACCUGUCUGCUGAUGACGGGCAGGAUGUAUAACCUCAACAUUCAGGCAGGAACUCCCUGGGCGUUCGAAGUCGCCUUGUCCUUUGCCGCGCUUUUGCCAGGAUGCGUGCUGCUGCGAAUCAUGCCUGUUGAGACGGCGCACAGCGAGGUCCCUUUGAGUUGUCCCAUCAUCAGGAACCGAAGCAGUCAUUCUUUACACAGUUCCGACGGACGAUGUCUGGACACGCUGUGCAUCCUGGCGUGA